AUGCAUACACUUUCCGAAGCAUUUGUCUUGGCAACGGGUUGUGGACUUUGGCGGCCAGUGCAUUGGAAAUGGGGACCCGCCAAAGGCUUAUACAACAUUUAUACCUUUUUCAAUGUCGUAGUAAUGUCCCUUCUGAUUUUGUCAGAGUUAAUAGCCCUUGUACUUUUAACGGAAAACAUAGACGAUUUCGCCGAGGCCAGUUAUGUUUUCCUGGCUAGUUUUAACGGCUGCGUCAAAGGCGUAACCUUUCUAUGGAGGAGAAAGCGCAUCGAUGAAUUGGCUAAUGUAUUGGUGGAAAAAGAAUUCACUCCCAAAAACAUGGAAGAACGUCGACUCUGCUCGUAUUAUGAUAAAAUGUCGAGGUACGUAGUGAUAUCAUAUGCAACGCUCGUUGGAAUAUCUUCGGGUUCGACAGCCAUUUGGCCAAUUUUUUUCGCUCAAGAAAAGUACACGUUACAGUUGAAGGCUUGGUAUUUUUAUGACAUUACGAAUGAUCUCACUUAUUGGGCUACUUACGCUCAUCAGGGCUUGGGGAUCAUCAUCGGAGCUGCAUGGAAUACUACGAACGAUGUUAUCAUAUCUGGAUUUAUGAUGCAAAUUUGUGCCCAGUUGGGCCUUAUGAGUCAUAGAUUGCAAUCUUUACCAGAAAAGUCAAGAGCGGCAGUUGCGCAGAAAUUUUCCAGAAAUGAGGUUUGGCUUUUGGAAAAAGAAACUAUUAAGGAAAAUGUUCGUCAUCAUCUUCAGAUUAUCAAAUUUUCCAGAGAUCUACAAACAAUUUUCGCUCCUUGUAUAUUGGUCCAGUUUUGUUUGAGUAUUAUAAUACUAUGUAUAACAAUUUACGAACUGACGGUAAAAAGUGAGAAUUCAGCACCAGUCUCGUUUAUGUUGAUUUUUCUAACCAGCAUGUUUGUCGAAUUGUUUCUGUACUGUUGGUUCGGAAAUGAAGUUACGAUGAAGAGCAUGGAAUUUAGUAAAAUAGUUUGUAACUCUGACUGGACAUUGCUACAUACAGAUACUUUAAAAUCUUUACUGAUUAUGAUGGUCCGGACAACGUCACCAAUCCUUGUCACUUGUGGAGCUUUUAUAACGUUAUCACUGAAUGCAUCAUAA
This is a messenger RNA of Copidosoma floridanum, 1110 nucleotides long. RefSeq names its product odorant receptor Or1-like. Lineage: Eukaryota; Metazoa; Arthropoda; Insecta; Hymenoptera; Encyrtidae. The record is from RefSeq and is a predicted model, not a curated record. Gene Ontology annotation, molecular function: odorant binding; olfactory receptor activity. Gene Ontology annotation, cellular component: plasma membrane. Gene Ontology annotation, biological process: detection of chemical stimulus involved in sensory perception of smell; sensory perception of smell.